Messenger RNA from Lepisosteus oculatus (spotted gar), 1155 nucleotides. It is a transcript of the gene mrps10, whose product is annotated as mitochondrial ribosomal protein S10. The record is from RefSeq and is a predicted model, not a curated record. NCBI's taxonomy places the organism in Eukaryota, Metazoa, Chordata, Actinopteri, Semionotiformes, Lepisosteidae. Gene Ontology annotation, biological process: translation. Gene Ontology annotation, cellular component: mitochondrial small ribosomal subunit; mitochondrion; ribosome. Gene Ontology annotation, molecular function: structural constituent of ribosome.
GCAACUUUUCGAAUCUGUUUUAAGGACCUGGACACUGCCAUGCGUGGUGAUUUCUUAGACCGUCAUCCAAGGGCAAUACCAGAAAAAUGUACCUUCUGGUAGAGGAAUUUCAAGGGCGCUUUUUAAGAAGAAAAGAUUAAAUUGACUAGAGUUGUAUAUGGAAUCGCGAAUAUUAGGGUUUGGCCAUUGCAGAAGUAUUGGAUGGAGAAGAAAUGACCUCUUGUGCAGCACCAAACUGCCUUCAUUAACCUUAACAGCUGCUCUGCACACAGGGUCACCUUGCUGUGCCAUCCCUCCAGCUAUCAGAGUGACGGAGGAACCCGACACGCUGUACCAGAGUGUGGCCGUACUUGUGAAGGGGCACGACAGAGCUGUUCUGGACAGCUAUGAGUUUUUUGCAACCUUGGCUGCCCAGGAGUUGGGCAUCACCAUUGGCAAGGUAUAUGAACCUUCAAAGAAGAUUGAACGGUUCACCCUUCUGAAGUCUGUUCACAUUUUUAAGAACCACAGAGUCCAGUAUGAAAUAAGGACACAUUAUAGGUAUAUUGAGCUGAAGCAUUUGACUGGCUCCACAGCGGAUGUGUAUCUGGAGUACAUCCAGCGGAACUUGCCAGAAGGGGUCGCUAUGGACGUAACAAAGACUGCUAUAGAAAAACUUCCAGACCAUAUUAAAGAGCCUUUGUGGAGUUCCUUGUCCAUGCAGGAGAAGCCCAGUCUGUGAUAUCACACCAAGUACAGGAGAGAGAGUGAUUCAUCUCGUAGGACAGACAGUGGACAGACCCAGUGAUUGAACUACACAGCCUGUGAAAAUCAUGUCUGUCAUUUGAGAACAGCAAAGAAUUAAGCUGUUUUCAAGCAGCAGGAUACAAUCAAAGCACUAUUUAGAACUUCUAAACAAGGUCUUGCAGAGAAAUUGGUUGAGAAAUCACUUCCGCUUGCUCGAAGGUCCUCUGUCAUUGUUCUCUGUAUUCCACUGUUCAACUAGUUCCCUCAGUUCUUCCUACAGAGACCCUGUCAGAGCCACAGUGUUUUCUGAGGGGCCGCGGCUGAUACGGGGCUCACCUGUGCAUCUUGUUUAACGGCGGAGAAUAUAGCAAAGUGUUAUAGAAGUGUAGCAGAAUGAUUAAAUAAAAUUAUUUGAUAUUUGAAACCUGC